Molecule: messenger RNA, 507 nt
Organism: Coffea arabica (coffee)
Lineage: Eukaryota; Viridiplantae; Streptophyta; Magnoliopsida; Gentianales; Rubiaceae
Source: RefSeq, a predicted model, not a curated record
AUGGAUUCUUCUUCUUCCUCCACCGCACAACAAGCAAUAGAAGAUUGUUGUUUCGGAGUUCUCAAACUCUGCAGCGACGGCUCCAUUUCUCGGACCUCGCAUAAAGAGCAUCAAGUCAAAACCCACGAUGAUGGCCUAUUAUCCUGCCCCUAUUAUCGGUUGGCUCCAGAGGACCGGCUUCCGGCAGCCUUAGAAGAUGCUGUUACAGCCCUCAAGUUUCUUCAAGCCCAGGCUUUGCGUGAAAGUCGAGAGGUCGCUCAUGAGAAGUGGUUGUUUGACAUUGGUGGGGUUGACGUGGACAGGGUUUUCAUAUUCGGUGAUUCCUCGGGGGAAAACAUUGCUCAUCAUUUGGCUAUUCAGCUUGGAUCUGGUUCGCUUGAGUUAAGUCCCAUUAGAGUACGUGGUUGCAUACUCUUAUCGCCAUUCUUCGGAGGGAUUAUCAGGACCAAGUCGGAAGAAGAGAGCCCCAAAGAAGACUUCUGGAGCCAGGAGAUCUAUGACCAGUAA